UAUUUUCAUCGACGUUUGUAAAGAGAUACUAGAGUAAACUCUUGGCUAUUCUCAGCGCGCAAAUUAAAGGUACUGCAGCCUUGAAAACACCAUAUUAUUUGUUGUGAUUUAUUUGAAACGCAGACAUAAACAAUUACCAGAGAACUAAAAAGGAAACCCAACGGUCGCAAUAUCUACAAAACAGGCAAAGGAGUGAACAAGGUCUCCUGUUGUAUGUCGUAAUAGCAAGUUGUCGAGAGCAGAGACUUGCCACCAUGGUUUUAAGUGAGAAUGAUGCUGGCAAGGGCUUGACCACUGCCGCUGCGAAAGGGAACACAGCCGAAGUGCGACGGAUGCUGGAGGAAUGCCGGGUACAUCCAGACACGGUCAAUGAAUUUGGCCGGACCGCAUUACAGGUAAUGAUGAUGGGAAAUACAAACGUAGCGUGUCUACUGCUAGAGCAUGGCGCGGACCCCAACAUCCAGGACCGCUUUGGUGUGACCCCUGCCCACGAUGCCUCACGCGGUGGUUUUCUUGAUACCCUUCGGGCUCUGGUGGACUUCGGUGCGUCGGUCAACGUUCCUGACAGCUCAGGUGCGCUGCCCAUCCACAUCGCCAUCCGCGAGGGUUACAGAGACGUGGUGGAAUACCUUGCGCCACGGUCCAAUCUUAGCCAUCACAACACGAGCGGGGAGACGGCCCUGGAUGUUGCCAGAGCCUCCUGCACACCAGACGUGGUGGAACUGUUGGAACGUCAGUUGGAGUCUAGCCUGACUUUCAAGUCAUAGCAGAAAAACACAGGGAGUUUCAUGUAUCCCUUCCUCUCAUUAUUUUGCUUUUUGGUGAAAUUUCAUAUAUAGGAUUUGUAAUAAUGUGUAUCCUUAGAUUUUUGAAUCCGUUGUGGUAGUUUGAUAGCCUUAUGGUAGCCUAUAGUGUGAACACUUGUGGAAGAAGUGACACAUCUUUGUUUUUGCACAGAGUACCAUAGAGGGUACUGCAAACCUCGACUCAUUUGGGAGUUUGCCAUGCACAUUUGUAGAUUGACAAAUUGUCCUUGUUUUUUUUUUUUCCUUGUCCAUUCUGUCUACACUCACCCAAGUAGACAUUUGAACUGUGUUUGUUUUUUUGUUUUUUUUGAAAAUAUGAAAUGACAGCUGCACACCUCUUUUGGAUGGUUUUGCAGUUUGCACUGAUGAAUUUGUAGCAACCGAUGCUUCUUGCAUUGUUUCUUUUCUCUUUUUUUAAGAUUUAUGUGUUUUGUUUCUUGUAUAUAAAAUGUAUGAAUUUAUAUGUACUAUUUAUUGAAAUAUUGUACAUAGCAAUUUUAUGUUUACCACUGUGGAAUGCUUAUUGUUAUUUAUGAAAAUACACAUAAACCCUAAAAUAAUUUGAUGUAUUCACACUUCAUCAUUUCUUUAGAACACAAAUAAAAUAUUGUCCAUAUUUCUUCA
Clupea harengus (Atlantic herring) is the source of this 1430-nucleotide messenger RNA. RefSeq names its product cyclin dependent kinase inhibitor 2D (gene cdkn2d). NCBI's taxonomy places the organism in Eukaryota, Metazoa, Chordata, Actinopteri, Clupeiformes, Clupeidae. Gene Ontology annotation, cellular component: nucleus. Gene Ontology annotation, molecular function: protein binding. The record is from RefSeq and is a predicted model, not a curated record.